UGGCGCUUUUGAAGACAGCCGUUUCUUGGCGUGUGUAGUAAAUGAAUACUAAUACCUCAUAACCGCCGUGGAAACUUACAAAUGUCAACUAGAAUGUCUUCCAAGUGGACAUCAUUCGUCCUGUGAGGGAGGACAAGCAGCAUGUGGAGAGCUAAAGGACUUGUGUGGCGAGUGCUGCAUCGGUACCACACCAGCACGCCACUACGACUGCCUCAGAGUCACCAAUUCGAAGAUGAGGUCAUCAACACCUCCACCGCGCUCUCCACAUCUCUUAACUCCUCAGACAGCAGACAACAACUUCUGUCCCGAACCUUCCUGGACCGAGGCUUUGGUUUAGUAAAAGAGCCGACUGGGACUGUUCUUCUGCCAAUUGUACCCUGGUGUUUACCACAAGUUGAUGUGACACCUCCAUGUUUACCACAAGUUGAUGUGACACCUCCAUGUUUACCACAAGUUGAUGUGACACCUCCAUGUUUACCACAAGUUGAUGUGACACCUCCAUGUUUACCACAAGUUGAUGUGACACCUCCAGGCAGUAGCAGUCAACUCGUUUGGUGUCAGUCUUCUCUACUGAAAAAGAAGGAGAAAGGCAGGAGGAGAGGCAAUAAACUAGAAGAAGUCCUCCUUGAGCUGUUGGAAUCUCAUGGAGAAAGAUGGACGGAGGAGCUGAGAGUAGAUCUGCCUCGCAGCUUCCAGCGACAUGGAGACUUGGUCCUGCUUGGGCACAACUGUUUCUUGGCCCCUCCUUGGAAGAAAAUAGACAAGGAGCUAUGGCGGGCAGUAGCCAAAGGCCUGGGGGCAAAACGCCUGGCAAGGAUGAGUGGAAUACGCAGCGACGGGUACAGGUCUCCCAAAGUGACCAUGCUCUUGGGAGAACACAGCUGGGUUAAACACGUGGACAAUGGCAUCACAUAUGAGUUUGAUGUCACCAAAUGCAUGUUUUCAGCUGGGAAUAUAUCAGAGAAGCUGCGUGUUGCUGGAUUCGACUGCAGGGGCGAAACUGUGGUUGAUUUAUAUGCAGGUAUAGGAUACUUCACACUUCCAUAUUUGGUACAUGCGGGCGCAGCACACGUGCACGCCUGCGAGUGGAACCCGCAUGCGGUCCGAGCGCUACACAAGAAUCUUGUGAUGAAUGGAGUACAUGACCGCUGCACAGUUCACCCGGAGGACAAUCGACAAGUGCAGCUGGGCAGUGUUGCAGACAGGGUCAACUUGGGCCUCAUACCCACCUCUGAAGACGGCUGGCCAGUGGCAUGUCGCCUUCUGAAGAAAACUACUGGUGGUAUUUUACACAUUCAUCAAAACGUUACAUGGCCUGGAGUAAUAAGUGAUGAGUGGGGUGGCGGCGUACGCGGGGAGAGAGAGGCGGGGCAGGCCUGGGCGGCUGAUGCUGCAAGCCGCGUCGGCUCUCUCUUGAAAGAAGUCACUUCUAAACCGUGGACAACAAGCAUCCGACACAUUGAGGCCGUGAAGUCGUAUGCGCCUCAUGUUCACCAUGUGGUGCUGGACUUGGAGUGCAGACCUUCUUGACCACCUUGGAUACAAUGCCAUUCAUGCACAGUAUCAGGAAACUCUGACAUACAUUGUGCUUGUCUAGGACUUGGGCUGUCAAUCUUUGGGCACCAAACCAUUCCAUUCCAUUGUUAGUAGGGAUGUCGAUAAAUGCGUUAAAAUGUAAUAUCGGAAAUUAUCGGUAUCGUUUUUUUUAUUAUCUGUAUCGUGUUUUGUUUUUUUGUUUGUUUUGUUUUUUUUAUUAAAUCAACAUAAAAAACACAAGAUACACUUACAAUUAGUGCACCAACCCAAAAAACCUCCCUGCCCCCAUUUCUUUCUGUUAUCAAUAUUCUGGUUCCUACAUUAUAUAUCAAUAUAUAUCAAUACAGUCUGCAAGGGAUACAGUCCGUAAGCUCACAUGAUUGUGCAUGCUGCUUCUAGGACUUGGGCUGUCAAUCUUUGGGCACCAAACCAUUCCAUUCCAUUGUUAGUAAGGAUGUCGAUAAAUGCGUUAAAAUGUAAUAUCGGAAAUUAUCGGUAUAGGUUUUUUUAUUAUCUGUAUCGGGUUUUUUUUUUUGUUUUUUUUUUUAUUAAAUCAACAUAAAAAACACAAGAUACACUUACAAUUAGUGCACCAACCCAAAAAACCUCCCUCCCCCCAUUUCUUUCUGUUAUCAAUAUUCUGCUUCCUACAUUAUAUAUCAAUAUAUAUCAAUACAGUCUGCAAGGGAUACAGUCCGUAAGCACACAUGAUUGUGCGUGCUGCUGCUCCACUAAUAGUACUAACCUUUAACAGUUAAUUUUACUCAUUUUCAUUAAUUACUAGUUUCUAUGUAACUGUUUUUAUGUUGUUUUACUUUCUUUUUUAUUCAAGAAAAUGUUUUUAAUUUAUUUAUCUUAUUUUAUUUGAUUCAUUUUUUUAAAAAGUACCUUAUCUUCACCAUACCUGGUUGUCCAAAUUAGGCAUAAUAAUGUGUUAAUUCCACGACUGCAUAUAUCGGUUGAUAUCGGUAUCGGUUGAUAUCGGUAUCGGUAAUUAAAGAGUUGGACAAUAUCGGCAUAUCGGAUAUCGGCAAAAAGCUAUUAUCGGACAUCCCUACUUUUGUUAUUGUCAACUAGCAUAAGAAAUGAAAGAUAGAUAUUUAUUAAGAUGACAAAGAAAUAAAAGAAAUGAAGAUAUAAAACAUAAUAUAACGGGGAAAAAAAGAGAAAUUGAAAAAAUAAAUGAAUAUAAAAAAGGUGGGGAAAACUUAGUAUACUGAGUUUUUCACUUUUUUUUUUUACUUAUUUGUUUAUCAUAUUUCUCUUUUUUAUUACAUUAUGUGUUUUAACUUGUAUAUAAUAAAACAAAAAGAGAAAUCAAAUAAAUAGAUAAAUCUAAAAAAUGUGGGGAAAACUUAGUAUACUGAGUUUUUCACAUUUUUUUUACUUAUUUGUUUAUCAUAUUUCUCUUUUUUAUUACAUUAUGUGUUUUAUCCUCUAUAUAAUAAAACAAAAAGAGAAAUCAAAUAAAUAGAUAAAUCUAAAGAAUGUGGGGAAAACUUAGUAUACUGAGUUUUUCACUUUUUUUUUUACUUAUUUGUUUAUCAUAUUUCUCUUUUUUAUUACAUUGUGUUUUAUCUUGUAUAUAAUAAAACAAAAAGAGAAAUCAAAUAAAUAGAUAAAUCUAAAAAAUGUCGGGAAAACUUAGUAUACUGAGUUUUUCACUUUUUUUUUUUACUUAUUUGUUUAUCAUAUUUCUCUUUUUUAUUAAAUUAUGUGUUUUAUCGUGUAUAUAAUAAAACAAAAAGAGAUUUUUUUUUUAAAAAGUACCUUAUCUUCACCAUACAUGGUUGUCCAAAUUAGGCAAAAUAAAAUAAAAAAAUAAUAAUAAAAAAAUAAUAAUAAUAAAUUAGGCAUAAUAAUGUGUUAAUUCCAUGACUGCAUAUAUCGGUUGAUAUCGGUAUCGGUUGAUAUCGGUAAUUAAAGAGUUGGACAAUAUCGGAAUAUCGGAUAUCGGCAAAAAGCCAUUAUCGGACAUCCCUAAUUGUUAGGGUUCAGAAUGGAUUCUCGAUUCAAAAUCUUCACUUUUUUUAGUAAAACAGGGUGCCAGUUCUAUGGCACAAGUGGCAAUAAAUACUGAUAAAGUUGAGGAAUGCUCAUCAAACACUUAUUAGGAACAUCCCACAGGUGAACAGGCUAAUUGGGAACAGGUGGGUGCCAUGAUUGGGUAUAAAAGCAGCUUCCAUGAAAUGCUCAGUCAUUCACAAACAAGGACGGGGCGAGGGUCACCACUUUGUCAACAAAUGCCUGAGCAAAUUGUUGAACAGUUUAAGAACAACAUUUCUCAAGCAGCUAUUGCAAGGAAUUGAGGGAUUUCCCCAUCUACGCUCCGUAAUAUCAUCAAAACGCUCAGAGAAUGUGAAGAAAUCACUGCACGUAAGCCAUGAUAUGACUCAGGUGGUACUGCAUCAAAAAGCCACAUCCGUGUGUAAAGGAUAUCACCACAUGGGCUCAGGAACAACUUAAGCUGUACAUCAAGCAAGAAUGGGAAAGAAUUCCACUUCAAAAAUGUGUCUCCUCAGUUCCCAAACCUUUACUGGGUGUUGUUAAAAGGAAAGGCCAUGUAACACAGUGGUAAAAAUGCCUUUUUUGCAAUGUGUUGCUGCCAUUAAAUUCUAAGUUAAUGAUUAUUUGCAAUAAAAUAAUUAGUUUCUCAGUGUGAACAUGAAAUAUCUUGUCUUUGCAGUCUAUCCAAUUGAAUAUAAGUUGAAAAGGAUUUGCAAAUCAUUGUUUUUAUUUACCAUUUACACAACGUGACAACUGCCCUGCGAUGAGGUGGUGUCUUGUCCAGGGUGUGCCCCGCCUACCGCCCGAAUGCAGCUGAGAUAGGCUCCAGCGACCCCAAAAGGGACAAGCGGUAGAAAAUGGAUGGAUGGAUGGACAACGUGACAACUUUACUGGUUUUAGGGUUUGUAGAUCAUCUACAUCAGGGGUCACCAACGGAGACCAGAGUUAAACAACUUGCACUGAGCCUAGUCUAUAAAAUCCGCUACACCUCCCUGAUACCGAAGUACAUGUCAAACUACUUCCUUCACGUAAAUGACCGCCAUAACCACAACACCAGGGGGUGCUCCACUAACCACGUUAAACCCAGAUUCCGAUCUAACAAAGGUCUUAACUCAUUCUCUUUCUAUGCCACAUCAAUGUGGAAUGCGCUCCCAACAGGUAUAAAAGAAAGGGC
This is a messenger RNA of Entelurus aequoreus (snake pipefish), 4717 nucleotides long. RefSeq names its product tRNA methyltransferase 12 homolog (gene tyw2). The coding region runs from base 142 to 1530 and encodes 462 amino acids. The record is from RefSeq and is a predicted model, not a curated record. Lineage: Eukaryota; Metazoa; Chordata; Actinopteri; Syngnathiformes; Syngnathidae. Gene Ontology annotation, molecular function: tRNA methyltransferase activity. Gene Ontology annotation, biological process: tRNA methylation. The transcript is spliced from 8 exons. Gene Ontology annotation, cellular component: cytoplasm.